Molecule: messenger RNA, 1677 nt
Organism: Leptopilina heterotoma
Lineage: Eukaryota; Metazoa; Arthropoda; Insecta; Hymenoptera; Figitidae
Gene: Scgalpha
Product: epsilon-sarcoglycan
Exons: 12
Coding region: 223-1551 (442 amino acids)
Cellular component (GO): sarcoglycan complex
Source: RefSeq, a predicted model, not a curated record
GCAAAUACACAUUAACCAAAUAAUACGAUCGCUGGCGUACGAGAAAAGUUGUAUGUGUUAAAUAUAUCGGUUCGAGUGAAACCACGCCUACUGAAGACGUCAAUAGGCAGUGCCGUAAUUCACAGAUACGCAUGGGAAAACACUCCUGCAUUCGUAACCUAUAAGACCGGCGCAGACGCAUCUCGAGGAAAUUGGUUUCUGGGGUUUCUGGUCUGGAGGUCGAUGAUAUCAACAACAAAUUUUCUGUUUAAAAUGACAAAACACAUAUUACUAACUUUCGUUUUGCUGUCUUUAUGGAGCAUCGUUAGCACUGAAAACAUCUUAACGUCUCAGGUGUUCGUCAUUCCGAUAUCUCCUGAUAUUUUUGGGUGGAAUAUGGAAGGUUUUUAUACACGUCGAUUUUCUUAUCAAUCAUCACUACUUAAUGCACCAGAUUUACCAUCAUGGAUUCAUUAUGUCUAUAGUGAAAGAGCUCGACAAGGAUAUUUGUAUGGAGUUCCUCCAAGAAGUCAACAAGAUUUUAAACUGGAAAUCAUUGGCUUAGAUAAAAAGACUUACGAGACGAAAAACAAGAUCUUAGAUUUAAAAAUCCUGGAAAAUGAAAAUCUGACCAAGUAUGAAAUACAAUUGAAAAUAGACAAUCUAAAUGUGGAGGAUAUGUUGGAUUCAAAAAGGGUAGAUGAACUCCUUGAUGUAUUCAGAAAGAAACUUUGGAAAGAAGCCGCAGACUUGCAACUGACUUUUUUGGUAUCGGCAGUGGAACUUGGUGCUCGGUUGCCACUCCAACCUGGUGAAGGCGAAGGAGUUGUCCUGAGGCUUGGGAGCUCAACUGCUUUUUCCAACGAUCUUCAACUUUUAGAAAAUGAAGUAAAACCACUUCGAAAGAAAUCUUCAUGUCCAAGGGACUACAAAAGGACUAGUGUAGAAACUCAUUUCAGAAGUGCAGACUUUAUUUUGGAUUGGUGUUCUUUCAGAUUGAUUGACGAAAGCCACGAUUUGCAUCAAGAGAGUGCAAGACGAGGUCCCAGUAUGAAUGUCAUUGGAAGACCACCAUCGAAUUUGGUGGAAAAUUCCGAGUGGCGCUGGACCCAACCAACGAAAUCUGGAGUUCCAACCAGAAAUUACUUCAGAGAAAUAGUCACUACGAUUUUCAUUCCUGGAAUUAUACUUAUAAUUCUAUUAGGGGUCUUGAGCACGGCCUUGUGUCUUCAUCACGACAAAUUGAUCGAUCCAGAAUCAGACAAAUAUUUCCAUGAACUGUUUAACCUUUUCCUUGAUCAAAAAGAGAUCGCGAGAGAAAAAAAAGAACCAUCUCCAGUAGAGGAGCAUGGAACUAAUGGUGUUCAAAUGGUGCAAUAUGCAACAUCCAGUAAAGGAACAUUGAGAUCACUCUCUACUCAGCCCACAAGUCCGAGCAAUUCUUUGUCUCGUAGUCCAAAAACUACCGUUGAGAGGACCAAUCCAUACAUUCGACCGAACCCUCCCCCUUAUAUGGGGCCCAACAACUUACUUCGACUUCACGAGGAACCAGCAAAGACGUGGUUUUGCUGAAAAUUCAAAUUCAACUGAAAUUCAAAAACAUUCAUAUAUAUGUUUAUAUUAAUAAAGAAAUUUUUGCGAUACAAUGUUCGUAUUAUAAAAUACAGUAAUAAUAAAGUUAUGUUUUUUCUAAACUAA